CCACCGCGUUGACAGUCGCAUUCAGUCAGCGUGACAGUACGCGUCUUGGUGCUGUGUUUGUUUACGGGCUUUUUUGGCGAAAUUUCGGCCUUUUUCCCGAUGAAAGCGCGAUAAAACCGGUGUAGGCAAUGCGGCCCUUUCGGCACGAUCGCGCAGCGCCCUUAUCGUGACCGCAGAGGGACGAAUUCGGCCCCAAUCGCUCGGCCCGGUCGCGUCAAUGGUUUCGCAUCGAAUUCGCCAAUCUAACGGGUGUUUUAAUUGCAUAAUUCCCUAGUUUGCCGGGUUUUGCGGCCGUUCCGGACCCUGCCAGUGGCAUGGAAGAGACCUGGUGCCCCUCAGUCAGCAGCUUGUUUACGGCGCAGCGACGCUAAAGCGAAGAAACGCCAGCAAAAUGAAUGGGAUUCAUUGUUUAUUGGCGGCGAUGCUGCUAGUCAGCGCUUGGGGCGACGCAACCCUGACAGACUACGAGGACUACGACGACUACGACGAUGACGACCUGUCAGCUGUCAAUGCCACGUCAAACGGCACGCUGGCGCUGCUGGCGCCCCUGGUGAACGUCACGCGCGACCCUGGCAAAACCGCGAAGUUCGCCUGCCACGUGCACAACUCCGACCCGAACGGCACCCGCGUCAACUUCCUGUGGAAGAUCAACGAGGUACAGGUGCGGCGCGACAGUCGCAUGAAGUUCCGGCAGGUCAAGGAAAAGGACGGCAACUGGAGGUCGGUGUUAACGAUACGGAAGCUGGAGUUCUUCGACCAGGGAUUCGUCGAGUGUAUCGCGAGCAACGGCAUGGAUCGCAUCCGCGCCAACUGCUCCCUGAUCGUCACGCCGGAGGCGCCCAAGUGGGGCAGCACCGCCAUCAGUGCGCUGAACUUUGGCAACAGCGACGGCGGCGAUCUAACGACGUUUCUGCCCAGCGCCGAGGGGCGGGCGCUGGGGGGCGCCAGCGAGCCCCACAAGGCGAAGACCUUCAGUGUCCCCAUCACUUUCGACCUGGACAGCAGCGGCCGCCUAACCGACAACAGCGAGAGCGAGGGCGUGGUCUACAACGGCUCCGAGCCCUUUUGCCAGCUGUACAAGGGGCAGGUCUGCAAGACGUUCCUGGCGCAGAAGUACGUGUUCGUGCAGCCGCCGUUCACGCAGGAGGACGUCGAGAACAAGCUGUUCAACGCCUUCUCGGUGAUCACGCGCUCCAACGACAUCUCGAGCAGUUGCAGCAAGUUUGCGCAGCCCAGCAUCUGUUUCUCCGCCUUCCCGCUCUGUCUGGACCAUCGCGUGGUCGACCAGUACCAGCACAGGCACCGGCAGGAGUUCCGGCUGAUCGGCAACGAGUCGCGCCGCAAGUUCCGCAACAUCCGCAAACAGCUGACGAACAGCCUGCGGCGCGUGUGCCGCGACGAGUGCAUCCUGCUGGAGACGGAGCUCUGCAGCAAGGAGUACUCGAUCGCGAAGCGCCACCCGGUGAUCGGCCAGAUCAUGGAGCUGGAGGUGUGCGAGAGCCUGCCGGUGGAGAUGGACCCCAGUUCCAGUCACUGUCUCUCGCUGGGCGUGGGCGACUUCAAGGGCAACAAGGACGAGCAGUGCUACUGGGAUGCGGGGAAGCUGUACAGGGGCGUGCGGAACACGACAGUGACGGGCGAGCAGUGCAUCAAGUGGUCGCACCAGUUCCACCUGCUGCCGUCCGACUAUCCGGAGCUGGCGGGGCACAACUACUGCAGGAACCCCGGCGAGGCCGAGGCGGCCCCCUUCUGCUACGUGGAGAACAGCCGGACGGAGCUGUGCGGCGUGCCCAAGUGCGGUGAGUUGGCCCUGGACGUUUGGGUGGAUGCGCCUCCCCCCAGUUUAACGUUGCGUUUUUCAGUCUACGUGUUCGGGAGCUACGUGGUGGGGGUGCUGCUGGUGAUCACCAUCCUGGUGAGCCUGCUGUUCGGCUACUGCUACUGCCGCAGGCGCGGCAAGGUCGCCAGGAGCCUGCAACAUGAGUUGCCGCAGGCCAACAAGAACAUCUACGGCAACGCGGGGCCCUCCAGCCCGAUCGAGUUGAACAGCCUGCUGCCGCCAGGGGGCGUGGGCGGCGCGCAGCGCAGCCACGCCCACAGCAAGCUGGGCUACCAGAGCCUGCCCCAAUACACCUACAAGGAGGUGCGCUUCAUCAAGGAGCUGGGCGAGGGCGCGUUCGGCAAGGUCUACCAGGGCGAGCUGCGCGCCAAAGCCGGCAAAGUGUUCGUCGCCGUCAAGUCGCUGAAGGAGAACGCGUCCGCCAAGACGCAGGCGGACUUUCAGCGCGAGAUCGAGCUGAUCUCCGAGCUGAAGCACCCGAACAUCAUUUGCUUGUUGGGCGUCGUAGUCAAACAGGAGCCGAUGUGCAUGCUGUUCGAGUACAUGUCCGAGGGCGAUUUGCACGAGUUUCUGAUCGCGAACUCGCCGGAGAACGGCCAGAGUCUCGCCGACGAACAGUUCCUGGACAUUGCGGUGCAGAUCGCGCACGGCAUGGAGUAUCUGGCCGAGAACCACUACGUGCAUCGCGACUUGGCCGCCCGCAAUUGUUUGGUGUCGCGCGAUCUGGCGGUCAAAAUCAGCGAUUUUGGGCUCAGUCGCGACAUGUACUCGUGCGACUAUUAUCGCGUCCAGUCCAAGUCGCUGUUGCCGGUGCGCUGGAUGCCGCCCGAGUCCAUUCUCUACGGGAAAUUCACCACCGAGUCGGACGUGUGGAGCUACGGCGUCGUGUUGUGGGAGAUCUACAGCUACGGGCUGCAGCCCUACUACGGCUACAACAACCAGGAAGUGAUCAACAUGAUCCGCGCCCGGAAGUUGCUGCCAUGUCCGGACGCAUGCCCCAGCUACUGCUACGCCCUGAUGGUGGAAUGCUGGGCGGAGCAGGCGAACCGCCGCCCCCACUUCAAGGAGAUCGGCGAUCGCCUGCGCGUGUGGCGGCAGAGCGGCUGCACCAACGGCGCCUACUUCAAGUCGGGCGGCGCCGCCCAACCGACGCCGCAGCGCCAUCUGGCGGGCUCCGCCAAGUCGAGCCACACGUCCGACUCGCAGACUUUGUGUCCGGCCGAGCCGCCCAUCGGUUGGGACGUGGGCAAGCCGUCGUCCAGCCGAUUGCACGACAGCCAGAGCAGCCUGACGUCUGGCCGGUCGUCCAGCCUAGGCAACACGACGCAGAGCACGAACAUCAGUGGGGAGGCGCGCAGGGAGCGCAGGCGCAAGAGCAGCCGGACGGCGGAUUCGCUGGAUCGCACCAAUGGGAAGAGCACGAUGGUGAGCGCCAGCACGAGUGGGGAUAAUUUCGAGACGAGGAUCACCGAGUGAUGGGCGCAGGUGAUGGACGGGAUGGCGGAUGCGCCGACAGGCCAAAUGUGGAUGUUAUCGGGGGUGCGGCGUCUAGUCGACGCCCGGUUUGUGUAUUUUUUUUUAGGAGCGGUUUUAUUUAACAAAUUUUAUUUUUGUGGAUGUUCAUUAAUGCGUGUGCCCGUGUGAGAUUAUUAUAUACUUGAAUAAACCUUUUUGUAUUA
This is a messenger RNA of Dendroctonus ponderosae (mountain pine beetle), 3519 nucleotides long. Its product is annotated as tyrosine-protein kinase transmembrane receptor Ror. The record is from RefSeq and is a predicted model, not a curated record. Gene Ontology annotation, molecular function: transmembrane receptor protein tyrosine kinase activity; ATP binding; protein binding. The transcript has 13 exons. Gene Ontology annotation, biological process: positive regulation of kinase activity; protein phosphorylation; multicellular organism development. Gene Ontology annotation, cellular component: signaling receptor complex. Bases 392 to 3316 code for a protein of 974 amino acids. NCBI's taxonomy places the organism in Eukaryota, Metazoa, Arthropoda, Insecta, Coleoptera, Curculionidae.